CUGUCUCCGAACAGACCCUGCUUCGAAUUUACAGCUGAGUACAUCCUUUGCAACGUGAGUCUCGGUCACUAUGGCCUCCGGGCGGAAAGACUUUCUGAGCCAGCCCGCCCCCGAGAACUAUGUUGCGGGUCUCGGUCGAGGUGCGACUGGUUUCACCACUCGAUCAGAUCUCGGACCUGCGCGUGAAGGACCUACGCCAGAGCAGAUCCAGGCGGCGCUUGCCAAACGGGCGCAGCAGCUGGGAGCAGCUCCCCCUACUGCGUAUGGGGCGGGGCGAGAAAAAGGCGGCAAGGAGGACAAAGCCGAAGAAGAGGAAGAUGACGAGCGGUUUCAGGAUCCGGACAACGAAGUGGGGUUGUUCGCCUACGGGCAGUUUGAUCAAGAGGAUGACGAGGCCGACCGGAUCUACCGGGAGGUGGAUGAGAAGAUGGACAAAAGACGCAAGAUGAGAAGAGAAGCCCGCGAACGGCAAGAGCGAGAGGACUACGAACGCAAGAACCCCAAGAUCCAACAGCAGUUUGCCGAUCUGAAACGAUCGCUAGCCUCCGUCUCUGAAGACGAAUGGGCGAACCUACCGGAAGUGGGAGAUCUCACGGGAAAGAAUAGGCGUGCGAAGCAGAAUCUCCGACAACGGUUUUAUGCGGUUCCGGACAGUGUGAUUGCCAGUGCAAGGGAUUCAACUCAGUUCGACACAACCGUGGCGGACGACGGUACUCAAACCAGCGCCGCGGGCGCGGAUAGCGCGGAUGGAACGAUAACGAAUUUCGCUAAUAUUAGUGCUGCGCGUGACAAAGUACUCCAGGUCAGACUAGAUCAGGCUGCGCUUGGCUCAUCAGGAGAUUCGGCUUCGGGAAGUGCCACUAAUAUCGACCCUAAAGGAUACCUUACAAGUCUCACUCAGUCGGAGCUCAAGGCAGGUGAAGUGGAAAUCGGCGACAUCAAGCGUGUUCGUGUUCUUCUGGAAUCGGUGACAAAGACAAAUCCCAAACAUGCUCCGGGUUGGAUAGCUCUGGCUCGUCUGGAAGAACUUGCUGGUAGAGUUGUGACGGCCAGGAAUGUCAUCGCCAAAGGUUGUGAAUUAUGCCCGAAAAGUGAAGAUGCUUGGCUGGAGAAUAUCCGACUCAACGAAGGACAUAACGCCAAGGUCAUCGCUGCAAAUGCGAUCAAGAACAAUGAUCGCUCUACAAGACUCUGGAUUGAGGCGAUGAGGUUGGAGACUGAGCCCCGGGCAAAGAAGAAUGUUCUCAGACAAGCUAUUCUUCACAUACCCCAGUCCGUCGUUAUCUGGAAGGAGGCCGUUAAUCUGGAGGAGGACCCGACAGAUGCACGUCUUCUUCUCGCAAAAGCAGUUGAGAUCAUACCUCUGUCGGUGGAGCUUUGGCUUGCUCUAGCACGUCUUGAGACCCCCAAAAAUGCUCAAAAGGUUCUGAAUGCCGCUCGAAAAGCGGUGCCUACCAGCCAUGAAGUCUGGAUUGCGGCUGCCAGAUUACAGGAGCAAAUGGGCACAUCCGAGAAAGUCAAUGUUAUGAAGAGAGCUGUGCAGGAACUGACAAGGGAGAACGCGAUGCUCAAAAGAGAGGAGUGGAUCGCCGAGGCUGAGAAAUGUGAGGAGGAGGGUGCCGUUCUCACCUGUGGUGCUAUCAUCCGCGAGACUCUCGGAUGGGGUCUCGACGAGGAUGAUGAUCGCAAGGACAUCUGGAUGGGGGAUGCAAAGGCUAGCAUUGCACGGGGCAAGUACGAGACAGCCAGAGCUAUCUAUGCCUAUGCACUCCGUGUCUUCGUCAAUCGCAGGUCGAUCUGGCUUGCGGCAGCCGAUCUCGAGCGCAAUCACGGUAGCAAAGAAGCACUAUGGCAGGUUCUUGAAAAGGCCGUGGAGGCUUGUCCACAAAGCGAAGAGCUGUGGUUGCAACUCGCUAAGGAGAAAUGGCAAUCUGGAGAAAUCGAUGAUGCUCGACGAGUGCUCGGUCGUGCUUUCAACCAGAACCCGAACAAUGAAGAUAUCUGGCUGGCCGCUGUCAAAUUGGAGGCUGAUGCCGACCAGACGAGUCAGGCUAGAGAGCUUCUUUCCACAGCCCGCCGUGAAGCAGGGACGGAUCGCGUAUGGAUAAAGAGUGUCGCAUUCGAGCGGCAAUUGGGCAAUGCUGAUGAGGCCCUUGAUCUCGUCAACCAAGGUCUCCAGCUCUAUCCUAAAGCCGACAAACUUUGGAUGAUGAAGGGUCAGCUCUAUGAAGCUCAGAACAAGUAUCCUCAGGCAAGGGAGGCUUACGGAACGGGUACCAGAGCGUGUCCCAAGUCUGUACCGCUCUGGCUGCUGGCUUCUCGGCUGGAAGAAAAGACUGGGGCCGUUGUCAAAGCUCGCUCGGUUCUGGACCGCGCCCGUCUUGCGGUACCUAAGAGCCCGGAAUUAUGGACCGAGAGUGUGCGGGUAGAACGGCGUGCCAACAAUCUCGCCCAAGCCAAGGUGUUGAUGGCAAAAGCCCUGCAAGAGGUCCCUACAUCCGGUCUUCUGUGGAGCGAAAGCAUCUGGCACCUUGAGCCUCGUUCGCAGAGAAAGGCCCGUAGCUUGGAGGCUAUCAAGAAGGCUGAUAAUGACCCGAUCUUGUUCAUCACUGUAGCUCGCAUUUUUUGGGGAGAGCGUCGGUUGGAGAAGGCUAUGACCUGGUUCGAAAAGGCUAUUGUCACCGACAGUGACCUGGGCGACGGGUGGGCUUGGUAUUAUAAGUUCCUGUUGCAGCACGGUACUGAGGAAAAACGAGCAGAUGUUGUGGCCAAAUGUAUCACGACCGAGCCCAAGCACGGCGAAGUCUGGCAAUCGAUAACCAAAGACCCGGUCAAUGCGCGCAAGUCAACGGAAGAGAUUCUCAGAAUGGUCGCAGAUCGCCUCACUCAAUGAGUUGCCCUGGUACACAGUCUAGACUCUCAUCCCAACAGAGUCCGGUCCUAGUGAUAGCGUACCGAAAGAUUGCCCAGGGCUGGCGUGGGGACGCAUCAGAUGGCCGCGAGCUUGACCAGCUCAAUGAGCUCGAACCACCAACAGGUCAACAGAGUGCAGCUUGCUUGACUAUCAUUAAGGUUAUAGGUCAAAUUAAGGCGGCUCUGAGAAGGAAGAAGCAGUGAUUCUCUCCGCUAUGGAUGGCUAGCAAAUCAGACCAUCCAGCACAUAUGCUGGGACAAACUUAUGUACAGUCCAUAGAAAUAUGAAGCUC
Molecule: messenger RNA, 3206 nt
Organism: Aspergillus homomorphus CBS 101889
Lineage: Eukaryota; Fungi; Ascomycota; Eurotiomycetes; Eurotiales; Aspergillaceae
Product: U4/U6-U5 snRNP complex subunit PRP6
Exons: 3
Coding region: 71-2893 (940 amino acids)
Biological process (GO): spliceosomal tri-snRNP complex assembly; mRNA splicing, via spliceosome
Cellular component (GO): catalytic step 2 spliceosome; U4/U6 x U5 tri-snRNP complex
Molecular function (GO): protein binding
Source: RefSeq, a predicted model, not a curated record